AUGUCUCUCGCAACUCUUGAUGCCUCGCAACACCCCAACCUCCCCACCUCAUCGGUGACCCUCUUCAGCGCCAAAGCCACCAAGAAGUUGAGCUUCGAGCAGAUCGCCCAACACAUCGGCCGCAAUGAAGUCGCCACCGCCGCCAUCUUCUACGGCCAGGCCAAGGCAUCCUCUGAAGAUAUCGAAAAGCUCGCUUCCCUCCUCGACAUUCCUCAGCCAGAGCUCGAGGCCCAACUCAGUGGAUUCCCUGACCGUGGCCGUACCGUCGAGAUGCCCCCCAAGGAGCCCUUGAUCUACCGACUGUAUGAGAUUGUUCAGAACUACGGAUAUGCGUACAAGGCGAUUCUCAACGAGAAGUUUGGUGACGGUAUCAUGAGUGCGAUUUCGUUUUCGACCAAGGUGGAGAAGGAGACUGAUGAGGCUGGAAACAACUGGGCUGUUAUUACGCUGCGCGGAAAAUGGUUGCCUUUCUCGAGAUUCUAA
Aspergillus wentii DTO 134E9 is the source of this 483-nucleotide messenger RNA. It is a transcript of the gene cyn1, whose product is annotated as putative cyanate hydratase. Lineage: Eukaryota; Fungi; Ascomycota; Eurotiomycetes; Eurotiales; Aspergillaceae. Bases 1 to 483 code for a protein of 160 amino acids. The transcript is spliced from 2 exons. Gene Ontology annotation, molecular function: cyanate hydratase activity; DNA binding. The record is from RefSeq and is a predicted model, not a curated record.